CAACAGGACAAGACCUCGUCCAACCUGCACGAGGCUGCGUCGGACUGCGUGUGCUCGGCCCUCUACGCCAUCGAGAACGUGGAGACCAACCUGCCGCUGGCCCUGCAGCUGUUCCAGGGCGUGCUCACCCUCGAGAGUGCCUAUCACAUGGCUGUGGCACGGGAGGACCUGGACAAGGUGCUCAACUACUGCCGUGUGUUCACCGAGCUGUGCGAGACCUUCCUGGACAAGAUCGUGUGCACGCCGGGCCAGGGCCUGGGCGACCUGCGCACGCUGGAGCUGCUGCUCAUCUGCGCGGGGCACCCGCAGUACGAGGUGGUAGAAAUUUCCUUUAACUUCUGGUACAGACUGGGAGAGCACCUGUACAAGACGGAUGAUGCUGUGAUCCACAGCAUCUUCAAAGCCUACAUCCAGCGCCUGCUGCACGCGCUGGCCCGGCACUGCCAGCUCGACUCCGACCAU
This is a messenger RNA of Cyanistes caeruleus (blue tit), 462 nucleotides long. The record is from RefSeq and is a predicted model, not a curated record. NCBI's taxonomy places the organism in Eukaryota, Metazoa, Chordata, Aves, Passeriformes, Paridae.